GUGUACGCAAUGGCGAAUAGGGUGGAAAAAAUCCUAGGAACUAACUAGCCUUUAAUUUAGGAAAGAUCAAAUACUCUGUAACCAAAUGCCCAUGAUGAGUAACCAGCCAUUCAAUAUCCCCAGCAUAGCUGAGGAGCUUCGCCGGGAUGAGACUAUUCACCAGAUUGUAGAUUCCCUUGAAUACCUCGACAAGAUUGCCGAUGAAAUCUUCACUCGUAUUCACACCAGAGUGGCAAACAACCAAGCUAACUUACAAAAAUUAAAUGACAGAGUGAGUCUCGCUGAAGCAAAAAUAAGUAAGAUUAGCGGAAGUAAAAAAGCAACAAAUGUCUUCGCUUCUGCUAAAUAUCCUGCACCAGACACAACAGAAUUUUAUGAAACCGUAUUUAAACCAGAAAAUAAAUUGAAAAGUCCAAAGAGACAGAGUUAUCAUGUACAGGAUAAACAUAAGACUGUAGAUGAGAGUGUGUUGAAGGAGAAGCUACAGUAUUAUCAUGUUAAAGGAGGUAGAAAGAAAAAGAACGACCAAAAUCGUGGAGAGGGUCUCGGUGGACUGCCCAGAGAAAUACCAUCAGUCAGUGCCUUACUUCUAUUUAAUACUUCUGAAAAUCCGUAUAAGAAAUAUGUAAUCAAGGAUCCUCUAGGUGUGGUCACAAAGACUCGAACAGCGUUAGAAGAGGAGGAUUUUGGGAUGGCAGAUGCACCAAACACAAUCAAAACAAAUGAAGAGCUGCAGCAUUUACAAGCAGAUAACUAUUUCUAUGUUCCAGGAAUUGGAGAUGUUCCAGAGCUUGAUUUGCCUAUAGCACUGCCAAAUCUAUUAGGAGUUGCUGAUGAUGUAACAUUCAGUGCUGACCAAGAUAGCUCUAUUGCACCAACUGUGAUGGGUGGUAACAUUCCAGACUUGCCUUCAGUUGUACCAACAACUGAACCUCUACCAGCAGGUCCAGCAUCAGAGGGUGGACCACCGCCCCCACCGUCUGGACCUCCCCCGCCGGAACCACCACCACCUCCACCCCCUUCUGGGGCUCCACCCCCACCACCACCGCCACCACCACCAGGUCCUCCUCCACCUGGUGCCCCACCUCCACCCCCACCCAGUGUGGCUGGAGCUCCGCCUCCACCUCCACCUACUGAUGUUCCACCUACAGUAAGCGGUGGAGAUGGAGGGCGCACAAGUUUAAUGGAUGCCAUAAGAAAAGCUGGAGGAACAAAAGGGGCAGGGCUUAAGAAUGCAAAGGACAAACAUGAUGAAAAGAAAAAGAAGAAAAAGGAGGAGAAACAGAGCUCAGGCGGUGCUAGUAAAGGAGGAGGAGAUUUAAUGGGUGAUCUAUUUGCUAAGUUGACUAUGAGAAGAAAAGGUAUAUCUGGAUCAGGCAAAACUGGGGACGGAGGAGGGGGAGGUGGAAAGAGCGAGGGUGCGGGAGUCGGUGAUGCCAUGGACAAAAUAUCAUCAAUGAUUCCCGCACCACCAAAACCUGCGGAGAGUAGCAGUCCAACGGGUGGUGAUGAAGAAGAGGACUGGGAAUGAUAAGUUAAAAUAGAUAGUGAUAAUUUGUGCAAUAUGUGAUAUUGAAUUGUGCUAAAUUUUAAUUAAUGUAUGAAAGUUUGUUUUGUUUGUUUAUUAAGGUAAACCAAAUAAUUAAUGAUUUUCUUUUUUUAAUCAGAAUGGUAAGCUUGCUAUCUUGAUGGUAACUUAGUUUUUACAGAUAUUGGUCUGGACAGAUUACAAUAAUAAAAUCUUUGUUGUUAGGGAUAUGAACUCAACCUGAAAGUGCGUAAUUUAUUUUGAAAUUUAUGUAAAAACCGGUAGUUUAUUAAAGCCAAUUACCAGUAUAAACAUACACUCUUUGACUAGCACUUUAAGGCUCACAAUGAUCAGUUUUUCAUACUAUUACUUGACAUAUACAUUUGUAUAAAAUGUUGCUAAAUAAUGUGAAAAAUAUUCUGACUUACAAUAUACAAAACUGUAAUUUACUUGGUAAGUUUGAGUCUUUAUCAGUAUGUUCUGUAGAAUAAUAAAUAUUUAUCAUGAUUAAGAAUGAUUUUUUUUGAAAUUGUUUAAUAAUUCUUAUUAUGAUAUAAAUGAUUAUUUAUAUGUAAAUUAAUGGGGGAAAAAUAUUGAAACAUUCCAUAAUGAUUAAGUUAUUUUUUGUUAACAAAAAGGAUUACAUUUUGAUGGGUCAUUGCGAAAGGAAUGUUACUCAUUCUUUAUUAGCUCACCAGAGCCGAAGACUCAGGGUGAGCUAUUAGUAUCAAAGGGGGAUACUCCGGCGUCAUGCGUCAACAAUCGUCUUUUUCUCUGAAACUGCUGGGCAGAUUUACUUCAAAUUUGGUCUGUAGCAUCCUUGUGACAGUCACACUUGAAUUUGCUCAUGUCAUUUCAAUUAGCCCCUUUUAGGGGUCAACAGAGCUAAAAAUAGAAAAACCUUUAAACAUCUUCUUCUACAGAACUAAUUGAUGGAUGAUCACCAAACUUUGUCUGUAGCAUUCUUGGGCAGUCUUUUAUCAAAUUUGCUCAUAUUAAUUUGAUUGGCCCCUUUUAGGGGUCUCUAGGGCUAAAAAUAGAAAAACCUUUAAACGUCUAUUUCUACAGAACUAAUUGAUGGAUGAUCACCAAACUUUGUCUGUAGCAUUCUUGGUUAGUCUGUUAUUAAAUUUGCUCAUAUUAAUUAACCCUUGAAUGUAUAUUAAUCAUUAACGUCUACCUUGAGCCAAGUUUUUGUGAUUUGUCUGCAGACAUACAUACAAAACAGCUUAAUAUAGGCAAGACAUACAGUAGCCAUUUGAAAUGAUUUUUUAUGUAGCUAUACAGGUUAUGUCGCAUAACAUAAUUAUGAUGUUGGAGCAUGGGUCACAUUGCCUCACCAGGUAGUCUUAUCAUUUGUUCUGUGUAAUCAAAUUAAAUAAUAUCAUGCUUGAUUUUUACAUGUACAGGCAGCAAUGGGGUGUUAAAUAUUGGUUAAAAAAUUUAUAAGUUUGUUGAGUAUUCAGUAUUUAAAUGCUAUUGUCCAUGACGUAUUGUCAUGACAGUAUUCAUAUUUAUAUAAAUUUCGGCAGCUGGCAGAGUGAGCCCUUGAUUGUACAUAUAGUUCACAGAUAUUAAUUAAACACAUAGAGUUAAAAAACGUCAGUUACAUAUACUGUCUACAAACAUUGAUAACACAUACAGUUCGCAAAAAAAGACAGUUACAUAUACUGUCUACAUUGAUUAAAAACAUCAAUUCCAUUUUAUACCGUUUACAAACAUUGAUUACACUUACGGUUCAAAAACAUCAGUUACAUUUAUGACCUUCAGGUUGAACACAGUUGCACCAACUCUAUGGCCACCAUGAGAAAGUUACUAUAAAGUUUCUAUGAACUGUUGGUAUAUUUGAUUGAUUUCUGUCCUACUUAGUAGCAUAAGGGAGAGCAUCACAUUUGUAAUCAAUGGGUCACUGGCUGAGACACAGGAAAGAAACCUUUGCAAUAAUAUUAACUUAAUAUUUUAAUGCUCUUAUUAUUUUACUCUGACAAAUUCCACAUUCAAAUAAAUUUCACACUCAUCUUUGUAUACUUCAGCUUGAGUUAAAGUUAAUCCUGCAAAAUUGCUUGACUUUAUGGUGAAAAUAUUUUCAUACCGUAAUAAAGUGCACUUAGAGAAAAAACUUUUUUUUUCAAAUUAAGGACAAUAGAAAUGGCACCCUAUAUUUGCCUUGUAUAUUGCUAAUUAUCAGAGACUUAUGCUCUUUUAUUUUACAAGGCACAAAUUAUCAUUUACACUUCAGAUACAUCAGAAAUAUGGAAGAGACAUCUUAUAUAUAUCAUAAUUAUAUGAAAUAUACAAUACCAUUGGAUUUUACUGGUGCUAAAAUGUACUGUAUGUACAUAUAUGUGGUUGACUGAUUUUUAUGUCCUGAAUGAUUUUAUGUUGUUAUGUUAUUUAUUUAUUAUGCCAUUUCAAACUGAAAACAAAGAAUACAUCAUGAUAAUAAAAUUGUUAUGUAAAUUAGAAGUCAAAUGAAUUAAUCCUGUUCUCUGUUAAUAAUGUAUCACCAUCUUUUGAUCAGGACAUUUUACACAAACAGAUAUGUUUAAUUAUUGGAUAUAUCGUUAUUGAAGAACAGUCUGGGUACCUAAAUGGGUAACCUGAUUUUGAAAUUCUAUCUAAUCUCUUACACUGACUAUAAUUUUUAUUAGCAACAGACAGUUAAGAUUUGUGUUGUAUGAUACAUUGUAAUAUCAAUUUAUGUUGCUGUACUGUUAACAAAUCUGCUCCAAGGCGAAUUAUCUGUUGAACUUUGUAUAACUGGGAUAAUAAAUUAAGAAAAAAUUUAUACAUGUACAUGUGUAUUCUUUGAAAUCUAGACAUGGAAAUAAGAUUUUCUCUGCGUAUAACUCGUACCUUGCUGAAACUACAUUUAAAAGUGACAAACCUUUGCCACUGUUACAGAGCCAGGCCAGUCUGUACAAUGAGUUUGAUUAGGCUUUAAAAUGUACCAAAGGAAUAGCUAUAACGUUGUGUAUUUCUAUACUGAAAUAAUGAAUAAAAUGCUCAAAAUUUCAGGUCAACUCCAUUAUACAAAUUUAGCAGGUUAUGGAUUAUGUACAAUGCUUUUUAAAGAAACUGGUCAGAAAUAAAUAUGUUUGUACUUUUCAUUUUGCUGCCAUUGUAGGUAAUGAAAUAAGUUUACAAGGGAUACAACUCUUUCAAAGUACUUAAGAUAAUUUACUAAAAGUAAGGACUUUUAAUUCAUUAUCUUUUCACUCUUUAUUUCUGACAAUUCCAUUAUAUUUUUUUCAAUCUCAGUAGUUUCAAACAUAAAAAUAAAUGUAAGCAGCUUGUAGAGUCAGACUGCAUGGAUAUGUUGCUUCAUACUUGUUGCAAAUGUAGUUCUGUAGCUUUGUUCUGUUGCUUUAUUGUUUACUGACCUGUGAUAAAUACUCGUUCAUGGACCUGAUUAAAAGUUGAUCAAAUUAAUAAAUGUUUCAAGUAUAUAUUAUAAAUGAUGUAUAUGUUUUAUUGAAAAUAAAGAAUUUUAUUAUUUGA
Ruditapes philippinarum (Manila clam) is the source of this 5029-nucleotide messenger RNA. Its product is annotated as WASH complex subunit 1-like. NCBI's taxonomy places the organism in Eukaryota, Metazoa, Mollusca, Bivalvia, Venerida, Veneridae. Gene Ontology annotation, cellular component: WASH complex; early endosome; recycling endosome. The transcript has 5 exons. Gene Ontology annotation, biological process: exocytosis; retrograde transport, endosome to Golgi; Arp2/3 complex-mediated actin nucleation. The record is from RefSeq and is a predicted model, not a curated record. Gene Ontology annotation, molecular function: alpha-tubulin binding; gamma-tubulin binding. The coding region runs from base 86 to 1531 and encodes 481 amino acids.